UGCAUCACGUGGGAGUUGUUUUGGACUGUUUAGCGCCUCGAAACGAACUGAAAUAUUAAUCAUAAAAGCUUGAGUCUUUUCAGCAUUAUUUUUAUAGUCUUUUUUCAGUGUUUUAAGAAUGUCGUCGAUCAUAAACACUAUACAAGCAGAAUGCAACGGAAAGGAAAUAGGGAAUCUUAUAAGGUUACUACUUAUCGAGACAGCAGCAUUAAAGAUUUCAUCAGGAGUGUGCGUUAUGGGGGUAACCAUGCAGUAACAGAUCUUAUGUUAUUGUCAAAGGAUAAGGACCAUCCUCGUGUGCUGAUCCCAGAGCUCUCCAGACUCUUCUAUAAGCUGGGCUGGGUGACAGGAACCGGGGGAGGAAUAAGCCUUCGGCAUGGUGAGCACAUUUAUAUAGCUCCCUCAGGUGUUCAGAAGGAGAGAAUACAACCAGAGGACUUGUUUGUGUGUGAUAUUGAUGAGAAGGACAUCAGUUGUCCACCUUCACAGAAGAAGCUGAAGAAAAGCCAAUGCACGCCCCUCUUCAUGAACGCCUACACAAUGAGAGGAGCUCAGGCAGUUAUCCAUACACACUCAAAGGCUGCUGUUAUGGCAACUCUCAUGUUUCCUGGCAAGGAAUUCCGCAUCACGCAUCAAGAGAUGAUCAAGGGGAUUCGAAAAGGAAACUCUGGUACAAACUACAGGUAUGAUGAUAUUCUAGUUGUUCCAAUUAUUGAGAACACCCCAGAGGAGAAAGACUUAAAAGAGCGCAUGGCCCGAGCCAUGGACAUGUACCCCGACUCCUAUGCUGUUCUCGUCCGCAGACAUGGGGUCUACGUCUGGGGAGAGACCUGGGAGAAAGCAAAGACAAUGUGUGAAUGUUAUGACUACUUAUUUGACAUAGCUGUGCAGAUGAAACAGUGUGGCCUGGAACCCUCUGCUCUUCCCACUGAAGAUAAAGGCAUUGUUUGAUGCAUUUAAGUCUGUAAAGUUACCAAAUGUUACCACUAUGCUUUCAAAAUAAUAAAUUCUUAUUGCACUUUUGCACAAUUUAUGAUGUUCACAACAAUAUUCUUUUCAGUAUUUUUUUAUUUAUUUUACAAAGUUUAAUGUCAAAUACCAGCAAACAGAAUUAAAUAUAAGAAUAAUGAUUAGAAUGGCUAGCAUGCCAUUCUACAGCAUUCUGAAACUAAUUAAUGUCAUUCUUCUUUUUGUGUGGAUGCAUUGAUGCUUAGCAACAAUGGCAUCAUAAUGUCAUGAUUUGCAUUUGUUGCCUAAUUUGGCUGCUGUUUGUAUUCAAAUUAAAUUUCUAUAAAAUUAAAGUGCUUAUAAGCUAAAAUUGUUUAGAAAUACACAGUUAUAACUGUAUAUUUGUUGGUUUGUGCACAAGUGUUGUUUUUUUAUUCCCGAAGAAUAAAAAAUAAAGUAUUUCAAAGUAAUAACCACUUAAAGAAUUAUAAAUGCU
Molecule: messenger RNA, 1444 nt
Organism: Onychostoma macrolepis
Lineage: Eukaryota; Metazoa; Chordata; Actinopteri; Cypriniformes; Cyprinidae
Gene: apip
Product: APAF1 interacting protein
Exons: 7
Coding region: 151-951 (266 amino acids)
Cellular component (GO): cytoplasm
Molecular function (GO): methylthioribulose 1-phosphate dehydratase activity; metal ion binding
Source: RefSeq, a predicted model, not a curated record